This is a messenger RNA of Bactrocera oleae (olive fruit fly), 3424 nucleotides long. RefSeq names its product neprilysin-4. Gene Ontology annotation, biological process: protein processing. The record is from RefSeq and is a predicted model, not a curated record. Lineage: Eukaryota; Metazoa; Arthropoda; Insecta; Diptera; Tephritidae. Gene Ontology annotation, molecular function: metalloendopeptidase activity. Gene Ontology annotation, cellular component: plasma membrane.
AACUUCACGACAACGAGAUUAACGACGACGAAUAUAAUUUUUUAAAAUUCGCGCAAUAAACCAUGUAAGCGGAGGUUCCAAUCGUUCACAGAAUUAUAACUUUUAGCACGCCUGCCUUUUUCACAUAUGUACAUACAUAAGUAUAUGAUUCAUUAUUAGUAAUUUAUAAUUACGAUUUUGCAAGCCGUUUAUAUAUACAUACAUACAUAUGUAUAUACGUAUAGUACAAACCGUCUUUGUGUGGGCACGUUAAUACACAUAUGUGUACGUAUAUAUAGGAGUGUAUGUUCUUAAAUGAGUCGUACAAUGCCAAACCGAUAACCCCAGAGUCAUACUCUAGUCACGUCAUAAAAUCUAAGUAUGUAUGAAUGCUCGUGUAUGUAUGCACCCAUACCCCAGAUGAAGACACGAAAACUGGGAUGAUUGUGGCGAUCUCAACAAAACAGUUGCAAUUUGAUUUUCGACUGUAUAACAACGCGUCUGCUCUCCGAAAUGAAAUGUUUAAAAAAGUAUUCGUUGCAAAUAAUUUGUGUGAUUUUGGCAUGCGCACACACCUUCGCUACACCGUUAAUAGAGGAUCGUGCUAAAAAAAUUCCCUUGAAUCCAACGAAAACGGAAAUCGAUAUAAUGCGAACAGCAAAGACCAAUUCAAUAUUAAACAAUAUGGAUAGGAAAAUUGAUCCAUGCGAUGACUUCUACAAGUUUGCGUGCGGAAAUUGGACCCGCCUCUACCCUGCUACUACAAUCGAUCACUUGACAACUGGUCUAUUUGAAGAGUUGAGCCAUUUACUUGACCGCAAAGUGGAAAAACUUUUAACAAAUGAUCCAAAUUUCAAUUACACCGACAUCGACAAUAAAGUAAAGGACUUCUUUGAGUCCUGUAUGAAUUUAGUUCAGAAGAAAGAAAACCUCAAACAAGACUUAAUUCGCACUAUCGCCCAGUUUGGGGAAAUGCCUGCGCUCAGCGGUGCUAAAUGGAAUGCGGAUAAAUUCGACUGGGUUGAGACAGUUGCAAAAAUUGCUCACAAAUAUGGCAAGGACAUCAUCAUAGGCAUGGAUAUAAUGGCGGAUUUUAAAGACAACAGCGUCAAUAUAAUUUACAUUGGCCAAGCGGAACUGCCCUUAGAAAGUCGUGUUAUGUAUUUGGAUAAUUCAACAGCUGUGUAUAGAGAUAGUUAUAAAAAUAAAAUUCGUAAAGAGCUUGAGAAAUUUUUAGGAAUGGAUACACAUUUGGCUACGAAGACUGCAAAUGAAAUUGUGAAUUUCGAGGUAAAUUUAGCGUGGGGUUUAGUUGAUGACACACUCGGUCAAAGUCUAGAUGAGUUAUCAAAACUCACAACCAUUGAUGACUUGCAAACCAAAUACGGCAAAGUAAUAGACAUGAAAAAGCUGAUGAACAUAACAUUGGGAGAAAUAGUUCAAGACAAAGUGUAUGAGUAUGCUGGAUCAUAUCAGGAGAACUUGUUGAAAAUUAUUCCUUUGACACCAAAAGCAACACUAGCUAAUUAUAUUUUCUAUACAUUCCUCAACGAUUACAUGCUGGAUAUCGAUAAGUCGCCAAAGAACCAAAAGAAAACCUGCAUAGAGAAGACCAAAUCAUAUUUUGCUAAGAAUGUGGAUAAUAUGGUCUAUCGUAGAUAUAGUACCGGUAAAACUGAGCAAGAUGUGGAAUAUAUGUGGAAUAAACUGAAACAAACAUUCAAAAAUAAGUUACUCUCAGAUGACCUCACCUGGAUAUCAGAACCGACUCGUCAAUAUGCACUUGAAAAACUCGAUGCCCUUCGAAUGGAAAUCAAUUCAUACUCAGAUCAUGAUUUUACCGAAGAAUUUGGUUCAUUGGUCACUAAUAAAUACGAUUAUCUAGGAAAUGUGUUUGCUUUAUUAGAGUUAGAUACUAAAAGAUCUAUCGCAAAAUUACAUGAAGAGCCAAAACCCAUAGAAGCUGGCGAAAUACUAUCCUACACGCCUGCUAAUAUCCUAAUUGAAAAUGUCAUCAAAGUACCGGUUUCGAUUCUGCAGCCGUAUAUUAUGUGGGGUGACUACUAUCCAACAGCAGUGAAAUUCGGUACUUUAGGCGCGCUGGUAGGGCACGAACUUAUACAUGCCUUCGACGAUACCGGACGGCGCUUCGACAAGGACGGUAAUAGUCGUGACUGGUGGGACGAGAAAUCCACAGAGAUUUUUCUUAAUCGCACUGAGUGCUUCAGCAAUCAAUAUAGUCAGUACGAGUAUGGUGGACGUAAACUACCGAAGAGCGUAUCGCAAUCAGAAAAUAUUGCAGACAAUGGUGGUAUGCGAUUGGCAUACGAUGCGUAUCUGCGUUGGUAUGAAGAUGCAGAACGUGCUGGGGAUGACGUUGUCAUGGAAACCCUACCAAAAUUCCCCUACAACUAUAAACAAUUGUUCUUUAUUAGCUUCGCACAAAUUUGGUGCAAUGAUGUCCAUCCCCAAGUCAAACAACUCCAAACAUCAACCGACCAGCAUGUCCCAGGCGAGUUUAGAGUAAUCGGACCUCUCUCGAACUAUGGAAAGUUCGUGAAAGAAUUUAACUGCAAAGAGAACAAACAAAUGAACCGCCCCAAUAAGUGUGAAAUAUAUUAAACUUAAAAUUCUUACUAGGCUUAUGUACAUAUAUAUAUAUAUAUAUAUAUAGUACCAACAUAUGUCUCUCAUUAUCAGUAAUUUAGCAGAAAUCCAUAAACAUUUGUAUACAUACAUAUGUGUAUACGUAUAUAUGUGUAUAUAUACAUAUGUAUAUACAUAAGUUUAUUUAAUUUCAUUGUGAAACAAAACUUAGCAUAUACAUAUAAGCACAAUCAAUUCGGAGUGGUUAAGUCGAAAAUUCUUGUGUAUAAUAUUACAAAGCAACGUAUUUUAAACAAAAGAAGAAGGAUGCGAUUAUAUUAACAGAUUUAUUAAUAAUUUAUAGAAAUGCUUGGCUGAAGUACUUCCUUUCGAUGUUAUCAUACAAAUUGAAGGUCUGAAAAGUGUUAAGGUAGCUGUCCAGAGCGUUGUAAGAACCUCUUUCAUCUUAAUUUAAGAAACUAGCUAAUUCGAAUCUCAAAUCAAAAAAUUUAAAUGAUAAAUUGAGUUCAAAAUAAUUUAGUAUUUUCUAAACGGUGUUCUGCAUUUAUAACUCGUUUACACAACUUUGUUUUAUUCGAAGUUUUGUAAGUUUUAAACCUUCAGAAGAGUAAUUAGGUUAAAUAGCAAUAACUAGUUGAACUAUUUCAGAUUUAUGACCACAUAUGGUUUUUCGCCGUAGUCUGCAAAGUGAUUUUAGAUCGGUUUAGAAUCUCCACCUAGUCUACAUUCAAACGCUAUGUGAUGUAAAAAACCAAAUGUAAAUUUUUGUUUUUGGAAUGUAUACAAACGAACAUAUAUAGUGUCUCAAUAAAUCUAACAAACCCCCUUGUAAAGUUUA